Heterobilharzia americana is the source of this 1555-nucleotide messenger RNA. The record is from the annotation of a GenBank genome assembly. Lineage: Eukaryota; Metazoa; Platyhelminthes; Trematoda; Strigeidida; Schistosomatidae.
AUGUUGUUUUACAUACAUGGUGGUGGAUUUAUUGCUUUAAAUUCUCAAUCACAGGAUAACUUUCUACGUGUAUGGGCUGAACAAUUGGACUGUCCGAUUUUGUCUGUUGACUAUUCACUCGCACCUGAAGCUCCCUAUCCUCGUGCAUUAGAAGACUGUUAUUAUGCCUAUUGUUGGGUGGCAUUAAAUCGAGAGCGUUUAGGUUGUACAUCUGAUGCAUGCAUCAUUAUCGGUGGGGAUUCAGCUGGUGGGAAUCUAGCUUUAGGUGUUUGUAUGCGUGCUACACAAGAGAAUAUACUUGAUAACCCUGCGGGUAUAUUUCUAGCUUACACACCUAUACUGGUUUCCCUUACACCAUCUCCAUCAAGAUUGUUAUCUCUAUGCGAUCCUUUACUUCCUAUUGGAGUACUUGCAAAAUGUCUAUUAGCUUACGCCGGUGUUGAUGAAACAACUUUAAAUCCGCAAAGUGUUUCUGAUAGUAAUGUUGAAAACUCUACCAAUGAGGAAAGUCAAGAGAAUUCCCCAGCCAAUCUAUUAUGGUCGCGUUUAUUUUCCACCUUCUGGUUCGGUGCAUCCAAAGGAGAAGACUCUAAUAACACUGAACCUAGUUAUCUACGCAGGUCUUCAAAUGUGACAACCUCUUCCUAUCCCUCACAUUUUCGAGGUCAAAGAGAUUGUUCUGUACCCAACAAUCUGCCAAUGUUCAGUGGACAUUCUCAAUCGAUGACGCCGCUCAACGAACCCCCUACACCUCGUAAAUCUUUGAAACUGGACGAACCAGAAUCACCCAACCUCAAUUCCAACCAAUCGAGUUUCAGUACAAUGCAAACUACUUUUCACUGUGAAGACAACUCACCUGAAGAUAAUUUGCAUCCUUCUAACCAUUCUACUGAAAUGGAAUUUUCUCCAGAUAAUCAUCCGCGUAGACCACCAACAGAUUUAAAUCAUGUUCGCAAUAUUCAUAUUUCACAGGAUGCAUACAUGUCCCCGUAUCUAGCUUCAGAUGAUAUGCUACGUAGAUUACCGCCUAUGGCCAUUAUUUGUUCACAAUUCGAUCCAUUUUUGGAUGAUGCUAUUGAAUUGGCUAAACGUGUCUCAAAGCUUAACAUCUCAGUAGAUAUACGUGUACUGGAAGAUUUACCACAUGGAUUUCUCAACUUUUGUCUAUUAGGCCCAGAAUUUCAAAAGGCCAAUAAGAUUUGUUUACAAAUGGUUAGUAAACUAUUGGAUGGAUGUUAUAAAAGUGAAUCAUCUACUACAGAUAACUCACAAGAUGCUUAUUAAUAAUUUACUUCAGAGCAUGACUGAUUUUUGCCAUAACUACUACUUUAUUGUUCACGUAUAUAUUAGUAAGUAGCUACUGUUGUUUAACACUAGUAUCGUUAAAUUAUUUUCUGACUGAUUAUUACACGGUAUAAGAUUACUGAAUACCCAUAUCCAUGUAUGUACUAUCCAUCCUGUCUCUGUUUCUGAUCCAUCCUCACUUACAACGUGCAUAUAGACGAACAGAUGGAGCACAUUCACAUAACACAUAAUGUAUUACUUAACAUUUCAC